AUGAUUCUUUCGACAAACCUUUUUCACAACAGCUGGAUCCAGAGUAUCACAACGAAGGAGUUGGGAAUAGUGAUGAGGUCACUAGGUAAGAAGAUGAAAGACACAGACUCGGAAGAAGAGCUCAAGGAAGCCUUCAGGGUGUUCGACAAAGACCAGAACGGAUUCAUAUCCGCCGCAGAACUCCGCCACGUCGGCGAGAAACUGACCGAUGAGGAAGUCGAGGAGAUGAUCAAGGAAGCUGAUGUUGAUGGAGAUGGUCAGAUUAACUACGAGGAGUUUGUCAAGAUUAUGAUGGCUAAGUGA
This is a messenger RNA of Microthlaspi erraticum, 303 nucleotides long. NCBI's taxonomy places the organism in Eukaryota, Viridiplantae, Streptophyta, Magnoliopsida, Brassicales, Brassicaceae. The record is from the annotation of a GenBank genome assembly.